AUGAUGUUGGUAGUUGGUCGGGCUGCAGAAAGUAGUGAAGACCGAGAAAGACUAGAAUCCGCCAACAUGUUGAGUGACGAUGAUGAAGACAACAACAACAACAAUUAUCUAAAACACCACUUGCCAGCUCACAGAGACGGUGGCGAUGAUACAGACACAGGCGGCAUGUCUUCUUCGGACACGGAUCGGCAAGAGGCAACUUCCAAUAAGCGAAAAGGUGGUGAUAAAAGACUCAAGGCCAAGUCACCCUCUCGCUUAUCUCCCGACACUGCCAGCAGCAGCAACCGAAAAACCAGGCAGACAACCUCCAAAGUCAGGCCACGAGGUGGAGUCCCUUCGCGAACACGUUCCUUGGCCGAUGGAGUCGAGGAGGCUGCCAGCAGUGGCCAUCGGAGAUCCAGACGAAAGCGGAAUUCUCUGGUGCUACCUUCUAGUGGUACAGACGCAACAACAAGCGCACUGGGAGACGACGAUGAUUAUACCGUUGCUACGGAGAUGCCAUCUACUACCGGUAAAUCAAGAUCGUCCAGAGCCAACCGAACCGGCAGCAGCAGUAGUGGCCAUAAGAGAGUGAACUCGGCGAGCACGGGAAGGCGGAGACGAUCAGGAGCUCGAGACGUUAUAGACGACAAUAGUCACUUAUCCGGCUCCGAAACACCCCCAGCACCUCCCGAUGGCACCGGUAAUGUCAGAAGAAAACGCUCCGUGACAUCCUCCUCCGAAGCAAGACAUCGCUCCAGAUCUCACUCACGAUCUCGAUCUCGGUCCGCGAGGAAGGCUAUCACAGGUGACAGACUUCUUGGGUCAGAUGAUCACGACCAUCCAGACGACAAUAGUCACUUGUCCAGUAUGGAAAGUCUACCCCCUCCUCCCGACAGUAGUGUUGGAGGUGGUGGUAGUUCCAGAAAAAAACGAACAGCCACACAUAAUACUCGCCCCAGGUCUAAAUCACGGUCUCGGUCUGCGAGGAGAACCACGAGAGCCGCAGAGGAGGAACAUGUAAGGUCUCAAUCACGAUCACGGUCUGCUCGAAGAACCACCAGAGCUGUCGAGACUGCUGACGAGGGAAAGAAGGCGGCUGACGUAGCACCUCCGAAAAGCAAACAAGCAAACAACAAGGAUACUACUACUACGUUUACUCCUAAAGAGUCCACGCUGGAUUCUGCAAAGAAAGAGGACGACUCGGACAGCAGCAGCAGCGAUGAUGAUGGACCCCAGCUGUCUCUUCGAUCGUCUGUCAAAGUCGCGUCGGCACUUGUCAAAUUUCGAAAAGUCUUGGCAAUGUCCAAGGAGGCAUCGGCUUCGGCGGACAAAUACAGAGAGGAUCGGGAAAAGGAAGCUCAGGAUAUUGGGAUUGAUAAUUUGGGAAACGUUGCCACAACAACAACUACUACUACUACUAGUAUUGCGCACAAGGAAAAUGUAAAGAACGGGGGCAUUGCAGCAGGAGAAAGCGACAAGCCAGGGCUCAGCGGUAGUAGUCAUCACAAGAAGACAGAUCGAGGCAGUGGUCAUCCAAGACCCGAUGGUGGUCGCGAUGCUGGGCGACAAAUGAGAGUCGCGAGAAGUGCUGGUCGAGCCCGUAGUACCAACCAUCAAACUACUAGCAGCGGCAGUGGUGGGAAAGAGACACGCAAAGGCAGCCAUCAAGACGACCGUGAAUCCAGCAAUCGAAAAAGUAGGUCUGUCGAAUCUAGUACGAGAAUUCGGAGAAUGAAGGAUUCAUCAGAGAAGAUGAAGGAUAACUCUGCCAGAAUGAAGGACUCUUCGGGGCGGAUGAGGGAUUCGUCGGGGCGCAUGUCCGAUACCUCGGGCAAAAUGAAGGACUCUUCACAUUCCACUGGUACCACCAAAGGCCGGACACGGCUCAAAGAUUCCUCCGAUUCGAAAAGCCGGCGAAAGGUACCAGCAGCGUCGACCACCACUCCAGCUCUUGAAAGUAUGGACGCAGACACAUUCCUGAAGGAGGCACUGAAUAACGUGGGAAAGAGGCUGUCGCGGCCUUCAUUAACUUCCAUGAAAAAAGAUGUUCCACCCAAAGCAGACGAUGAGAAGGUGGCAACGACAGCAACAAUAACAACAACAGCAGCGACGACGACGGCAAAGCCUGCUGUCAAGGACUCGGACCGAAUGAAGUCUUCUGCCAAAGUCAGUACAGCCGUCCUGAAAUUCCAGCAGGCUCUGGCACUUUCAAAGAGCGCCACAAAGGCCGCCAAGACGCAACAAGACACUCAAAACAAACUGCUUGGGGAAGUCCACAAGGAUAAAACAAAACCGGACGACUUCGUAAAACGAGCGUCAUUGCUCAAGGCAACAGAAGCCAAAAGUGCCCCAACGGGAAGCUCCAACAGCAAUGCCGUCGCAGUAUCUCCUGUGUCGACGGUGGAUGUAGUGGAUCCUACCGCGGAUGGAGCAAACGAAAGUCCCAAGGUACCCAGCGAUCUCGAUGGCGACUCGGACAUUGAUAGCGAAAUUGAGAUUGAUGAUGUCGACGAAGACGAUGAUCCUGUGAGCGACGUCGAAACAGAUAGCGAGGAUGAAGACGACAACAACAAGACUCCUACACCUGUGGUUGCUCCGAUGAUACCACUUGUUUCGGUCACAGACGACACCAGCGAUGACAGCGACGUUGAUGAGCAUAGUGACGUCGAACUAGACAGCGACGACGAUCUCGACAGUGAUGAUGAGUUUGCAACGGGUGACACUGCCAGAGCUACUACCAAUGUUGGCUCCGAUAACGGCAGCGAAAGUGGCAAAGACGAUGCGAUGGACAGCGAUGACGAUAUUGACAGCGACAAUGAUGCCAAAAGUCCGAAACCAGAAACGAACUUGCCUGUCUCGCAAGAAGCAGUCGUAACACCACUGCAAAGUUCUGUUGUCGCGGCUACAAUAUCUGCACUGGAAAAGGAAAGCGAAGCUGACGAAGCCAGUGACGCAGCAGGAUCCGAGGACAGACGAAUGGAAGAAAUAUCCCAUCGCUUGCACUUGGUUCGAUCCAUGUCUUGCAACAACGCUGACUCCCUGAAUGGGUUUCAGGAGAAAUCUCUAUCGGACCUGCAAUCGAUCACAGGGAGGUCAGCCGGGCCAAAUCUAGGCAUACCCGGACUCAGCCCGGGAAGCAAGGCUUCCCUAGGGACAGAAGAAGACUCACAGGGAAUUUCUUAUUUACCGAUGGCAAUGAAAAAACCUAAAUCGGACCCUUUUGCCGAUCUAAAAGGCGACAGUAGCCACGAUACGGAGGAUAGCGGUUCGGAUAUGGAGAUUGUAUCCACCAGCGAUUCUGAAGCCAACCGACCGUCCAGAAAGAGUCUCACGAGGAAGCAUUCCACUAGACGUCGCUCUGCGAGUCGAAGUAGGUCAAAUGCUGAUUCAGUUGACUCUGGUCGGAAAUCGCGUGGAGAUGAGAAAUCCAGGUCCAGAACAAGAAGCACAAGUCGCGCUAGGAGAGCGCCGUCGAGAUCACGGUCUUCCACAAUGGCGAGGCCAUCGGACGCUGAAGGAGGAGGGUCGCACCGGGAGCGAAGGUCCAAACCACAAAUAUCGUCCUCUAGCGCUGACAAAACCAGACCUACAGAUCGAACCAAAACGAAAGAGAAAGCCUCCGGUCGGUCCUCUUCAGCAUCUCGAAGCCGAACGCUCGCGGGUCUUUCAACCUUGACAACUACCCCUUCAAACAGUAAGCCGAGCAGUGGAGAAGGUUCGUCUAGAGAAGAGGGCAGAAAGGGUUCCUCUCGUCGCCGAAUGCCAAGCCGAGCGAAGUCCCACGAUGUGGAUUUACGCAAGCCAUCCCGCUCUGGAACUAGCAGGAGUGGCGACAGAGAAGUGCGAGAGCGGAGAAGCCGCAAGCCUGCCGGCAUUGAAGCAUCGCAUAGUGCGGAAGAUUGA
This is a messenger RNA of Seminavis robusta, 3885 nucleotides long. The record is from the annotation of a GenBank genome assembly. NCBI's taxonomy places the organism in Eukaryota, Bacillariophyta, Bacillariophyceae, Naviculales, Naviculaceae.